CGUCCCAUCUCCAUGACAACGCAAGACAACCGAAGGUUUAGCACGGACUGUGAAAUAACUGAAACAUAUUCGUGUAUUUAGUGCUUUUGAAAGGCAGUUACCACAUCAAGAUUCACCGAGAUUUGUUUAUCCACAAAAAGCAUCCGGAAACCGUGAUUUUCAAGCUGUCAUCUCGCCCUACAGUAGGGAUUCAAGGAGUCAGAAAUGGAAAGUCCUCGUGUUGGUGUGGUGAGAGAGUCCAUGUUGCACCGUCCUCUAUUAAUUAAGCCAGCUCUUGGAAAGACCAAGUCAAGAGGUUUGUCCUAUCCGGGACCUGACUUUGUUUUUGGGACAGCGACCACAGUUCGGGAUGGAGGAGUGCCAGAGGCUAUCUCCAGCUGGCACACUCACACUAUGUCUACCAGAAACAGGGAGGCUGAGAGGGAUUUUAUCGCCCUUAACCGAGAAGGGGUCAAGUCAGGUUUGGUUACUGCUAAAGAGCUGCACCAGUACCGUGCCACCCACGACAUUCGGCGCCAGCCGCUAACCAGAGAGGGGUUUCGCAGGUCGGCCCCAGCUCGCAUACCACCAGAUGCUUCAUUUGGAAUUACUAACAAACCAUCCACCCCAAUCUCAGAGCUCAUGGAGUAUAAGUAUGCUCAAAAAUGGCUGGAAGAGCAGCAGGUCAAGGACAAAAUCCUGCAGGCCCAUCGCCAUAAGAAGGCUCAGCUUGGACGUAUACAGGAUACACGAACAACCAUGCUCCGCAAGAGUCGCCCCUUACCCGAGCCCCCAUCCAUGUGGAAAAUGCCUCGAUUCCAGCAGGUGGGACCAGCUCUGGACACCUUUCGAGAUCCUGAAGCCCGGAAGAAAGCCAUGAGCGCCCACCACUCAGAGUCUGCAAGCAGGAGAGGGAUUCUGGGUCAAGGCACUUACACGGUGGAUUAACAGAGCUAAAAUUAUUACAUCUCAGCGCCUCUGUGAAUCAGGAAUCUUCUUCAAGUAUUAAUCUCUCAAUAAUUUUUUUUUAUGUAAUUUGUUCUUUUUUUUCUUUUUUUUUAUUAGCAUUAAUGUG
Carassius auratus (goldfish) is the source of this 1054-nucleotide messenger RNA. It is a transcript of the gene cfap77, whose product is annotated as cilia and flagella associated protein 77. The record is from RefSeq and is a predicted model, not a curated record. The transcript has 7 exons. The coding region runs from base 205 to 927 and encodes 240 amino acids. NCBI's taxonomy places the organism in Eukaryota, Metazoa, Chordata, Actinopteri, Cypriniformes, Cyprinidae.